ACAACCAAUCGACACACUUAGUGUUCUUCGGUCGCAGCGUGCGGACCAUAUCGUUCACCGUUCCUACUUGCCGUUUUCCGCGUUUGACUUCUUAUUACCCGCGAAGUCAUCGAUCCGCGUCCAUCAAAGUCAUCGACCGCGCGACACCGCUCAGCCAUGUCGGUAAUUUAUAAGAAUUCAAUGAACGCCAUCGGCAAGUUUGUGCCCGAGAAGCUGCAGCCUCUGUGGAAACAUCCUGCUGGUCCACAGACUAUAUUCUUCUGGGCACCGAUAUUCAAAUGGGGGCUUGUAAUUGCCGGACUCAGUGAUCUGCAGAGGCCAGCAAACAAAAUCUCCAUCAGUCAAUCUUCUGCCUUAGGUAUCACUGGGUUGAUCUGGACCAGAUAUUCCCUAGCUAUCACUCCGAAAAAUUAUAGCCUCUUUAGCGUGAAUCUUUUCGUCGCGUGUACGGCACUAUAUCAAAUAUCAAGAGCCGUGAGGUAUCAACAGCAACAAUCAGCUCUGAAAAUGGCACAGGCAACUUCAUCAGACGCAGCUCACUGACGAUAACUAUAGAUACACAUUCCUAGGAGACAAAAAUAAAAUUAUUUAAUUCUUCACUAUUUCACGUUACCAUUUAGCACGUCGAGACGAAUAACGUGACAGGUAUCUGACCAAUGUAUCUUAAUCCUCCGAACGAGGAAACGAUAGAUAAGUGAUGCAUGAAACAAUAGAUAAGUGAUGCAUAAUGAUAAUGAUGUUAAGUUAUAUUAACUUGGGAUAAAUAGUGCAAUUGCGUUCGGUCUCGCGGCAGCAUCGAGCAUUAUAGACACAUUAACACAUAUUUCUGAAUGAAAUAAAUUGUUAUCCCAGAUAACAUAAAAAGAUCAUUCUAAGAGAACGACUGAUUAAGAUCUAAUAAACGUCUUUUAAAGGUCUUUGCGAUAUCGUUAUAUUUGUGCUGUGUAGGAUGAGUCAGGAAGAACGUCACGAGUUUUACGUAAUCGUCAAUCGAAGUUCUUGGUGCCAAACUGUGAUAUGUAUGACAGAUGGUACUUUGUCGUAACGUUAGUCAGUUGGUGAAUCAAUAUAUGUUACGAAUAGAUUAAAUAACUAGGCACGGGACAAAUGGAGUGUUAUGUUGAAAGAGCGAUCAGGAAUAACUGAUACCGCAAAUUCGACCACAUCGUAUCGUUGCGCGUUAUCAAUUCAUCGAUUGUAAAUGUAUAUACGUUUUCGUCAUGCGCCACGUACAUUCUACCUCGAAUUGUAACGAUAUUCACGGUGCUUCCGCACGACAUAUCGACGCUACGCGACAUUUCGGAGAAGAGGACAAAUGUACAAAUGUGUAUACCUUAUUCAAUAUUGUUGUAACUACCUCGCUCUGAUUUGUUGAAAUAAACUAUAAUGAUUUUUAAUAUGA
Molecule: messenger RNA, 1402 nt
Organism: Linepithema humile (Argentine ant)
Lineage: Eukaryota; Metazoa; Arthropoda; Insecta; Hymenoptera; Formicidae
Product: mitochondrial pyruvate carrier 2
Biological process (GO): pyruvate import into mitochondria
Cellular component (GO): mitochondrial inner membrane
Molecular function (GO): pyruvate transmembrane transporter activity
Source: RefSeq, a predicted model, not a curated record